Molecule: messenger RNA, 2818 nt
Organism: Salvia hispanica
Lineage: Eukaryota; Viridiplantae; Streptophyta; Magnoliopsida; Lamiales; Lamiaceae
Source: RefSeq, a predicted model, not a curated record
UGUGUUUAGGCGGCCUUCAUCUGGUUUUUUCUUCUUGUUCAUAGUAUUUCUGCUUUUACUGCUCAGAACAAAUUCGUAUGGGUUUGCAUUAUUGCUGGAGCAAAUUGAUUUGAGUUUUCCAGUACGGUUGGAGUUAGAUGUGCCCUAGCUUAAAAAAUCUUCCACUCCGCUUCUAGAUGAGAAUUUGAAGAAAGCCUUUGCGGUAUUGGUGGUUCGUAAAAGAUUAUUUCGUCAAGUAAACUCAAAUCAUUCGAUUGUUUCGAAAAUGGCCAAGUAUGAAUCCCUGACAGUGAAGGACGCAGUUCAUAAGCUUCAGCUCUUCCUUCUAGAUGGAAUCAAAGACGAAAACCAUCUAUUAGCUGCUGGUUCAUUGAUAUCCCGCGGUGAUUACAACGAUGUAGUCACCGAGCGCACGAUAGCUGAGAUGUGCGGCUACCCACUCUGCACCAACCCUUUGCCCUCCGACCGGCCGCACAAGGGGCGUUACCGCAUCUCACUCAAGGAGCAUAAAGUCUAUGACCUUCAAGAGACCUACAUGUAUUGCUCGAGCACUUGUUUGAUCAAUAGUCGAGCUUUUGCUGCGAAUUUGCAGGAAGAGAGAUCCUCGGAUCUCAACCCUGCGAAAUUGAGCAGAAUUGUUAAGCUAUUUGAAGAAUCGAAUUCGAACACUGCUAUGGAUAUGGGCAAGAACGGAGACCUAGGCAUUUCGGAGUUGAAGAUUCAGGAGAAAACUGGUAAAGAAGCUGGGAUUUUGUCUAUGGAGGAGUGGAUUGGUCCCUCAAACGCGAUUGAUGGCUAUGUGCCACGGAGUGACAAAAACUUGGAGUCACUUCAAUUGAACAACAAUAGAAAAGCUGCUAAAAAGGGAAAAGGGCCUAAGCCUCGGUUUUCUGAUCCAAAUGUGCAAGACAUUAUGUCCUUUGACAUGAACUUCACAAGUACUAUCAUUACUCAAGAUGAGUAUAGCGUUUCCAAAGCUGCUCCAUCAGUGAAGGCUAAAGAAUCAAGAGGAAAGUUGAAUGCUAAAAGUGCAAAUUGUGAGAGCAAGCCAAUGCAAAACCCAGCUGCUUCAUUGACUGACAAAAAUGAAGUUCAACCGAAAAAGUCUGAUAUAGGUAUGAGUUCUACUGGAACAGAUGACAAUGUAAAUGCACCAGAGGAUAUUUCUAGUGCUUGCCAAAGUGAUGAUACCAGGGCUACUGUUCUGAGGUCCUCUAUAAAGACUUCGGAUUCUAAGAAAUCAGUCCGCUGGGCGGACGAGAAAACUGAUUUUGAUGGGCAAAAUCUUGAAGAGUAUCAAGAAUUUAAAGAAGAAAAAUCAGCUUUAGUAACACCUCAUUCAGCAGUUGAGGAAGUCGGUGAGGAGGAGGAGUAUAGAUUUUCAUCUGCUGAAGCCUGUGCAGAGGCUCUAAGCCGAGCUGCUGAAGCUGUUGCAUCAGGAAAAUCAGAUGCAUCUGAUGCUGUAUCUGAAGCGGGCGUAAUAAUACUACCACCUCCCCAUGAAGUGGAUACUUCUAAAUCUGAAGAAAAUGCUGAUAUUAUCGGGACAGACCCGGUGCAGUUAAAGUGGCCUCUUAAACCUGGAGUUUUGAGUUCUGAUUUGUUCGACUCUGAGGAUUCUUGGUAUGAUAGUCCCCCGGAUGGGUUCAACUUGCAAUUGUCGACUUUUUCAGCAAUGUUUAUGGCACUCUUUUCCUGGAUAUCAUCAUCCUCUUUAGCAUAUAUAUAUGGAAAGGAAGAGAGUUUCCACGAGGAAUACUUGUCAGUCAAUGGGAGGGAGUAUCCUCACAAGAUUGUUCUGUCAGAUGGGCGUUCUGCGGAGAUCAAACAUACUCUUGCUGGCUGCCUUGCUCGAGCCUUGCCCACUCUUGUGACUGAACUCAGGCUUCCUGUACCAGUUUCAACUCUUGAGCAAGGACUGGGCCGCUUACUAGAUACAAUGUCUUUUACCGAUCCAAUUCCUGCAUUUAGGAUGAAACAAUGGCAUGUUAUUGUCCUGUUGUUUCUUGACGCUCUUUCUGUCAGUAGAAUUCCAUCGCUGACCCAAUAUAUGUUGGAUAGAAGAGUUGUAAUUCCCAAGGUGGUGGAGUGGUUAAUGCAUGGGUUAGGUCUCAGGUCUCAGGUCUCAGUUUGAGUGUACCGUUUUAUGGUAUUUAAAUUUAAUGUUGCUAUUACCAAAAAAAGAAAAGAAAAACAAGAUAUGUGUGAUUAAUUGGUUGCUGUGUUUGGUCGAAUAUGUUCUGUUAAGGUUAUUGACUAAUUACCCCAUGAUUAUCCAUCUAGGAUUGAGUUGUGGUAUUGAAUCUCAUGAACCAAACACACUAUAUAUUUAAUCCCGAGAUACAAUCUUGCAAUCCAAACACCCCCUAAGUCUUUGAAUUGUGUAUAAACUAUUUAGUUAUGUCGUUUAGCAGUUGCCCAAUUUUCACCUGCUCAACUAUCCAAAGAGAACUCAUAGAGCACUAGAUAUAGUAACAUGUGAACCAAGUUUACAAGUGGAACGAAAUGUAUCAGAAUUACUAAGUUGGCUUUAAAAUAACCUUGUCAGCUCGAAAUCGCUCUCCAUGACCAUGAGUUUUCAUUAAAGCUUAUGCUUAAUUGCUUACACAGUUACAUCCAAACCGUUUCCAACUCCAAUCUUCAAAUUCACUUCUGCCACAGGUUUAUGUACUUUCUUAAAGGCCUGGUGUAUGUGUACAAUUAUUGAUGUGCUCUAUUAGUAGUUGCUCUCAUAUCUAUUCUUGAUAAUUCACUGUUACCGUUAUUUGUCUCUGUCCUUUUUCUUUUCUUGUGUUAUGUUUCUACAAAUCAUGAAAUA